AUGAAGGCUUACCUCCGAGCCUUUGAUUUACAGGAGGUUGUAAAAGUUAAGGGAGAACCCCCAGUUAUGAGGUACGUAAAUCCUACCAUUACUCAGAUAAAGAAGCACAGCGAGGAGGUGGCUAAGCAUUAUAAAGCUCUCUCCUGUAUUCAUUCUACCGUGACUGACUCAAUCUUCACAAGAAUUAUGGCUUGUGAAUCUCCAAAAGAAGCUUGGGACAAGCUUAAAGAGGAAUUUCAUGGCAGUGAUAAAACGAGACAGAUUCAAGUACUCAAUUUGAUGAGGGAGUUUGAGGUGCUAAAGAUGAGAGAAGAUGAAAGCAUAAAAGACUAUUUUGAAAAAGUCUUGAAGAUUGUCAAUCAACUGAGGUUAUUGGGAGAGGAGCUUUCUGACAGAAGGAUUGUGCAUAAAUUUCUGGUUAGCUUACCAGAAAAAUUUGAAGCAAAAAUCUCCUCUUUGGAAGACUCGAAGGAUAUGUCUAAACUCUUAGUGACUGAAUUGAUAAAUGCGUUACAAGCACAAGAACAAAGAAGAGCCAUUCGUCAAGGAGGGAGUGUUGAGAGUGCCCUUACAGCAAGGACCAAGGAUCUCAGACUUGGCAACUACAGUGCUAAAAAACAUGACAGCGUCAGGGGAGAUAAAGAAAAGAAGAAUGGUGAUGGCAAGCAAAACAAACGAGGAAAUAAAUUUCCUCCCUGUCAGCACUGUAAAAAAAGGAACCAUACUCUUAAAUAUUGUUGGUACAGGCCUAAUGUUAGGCCUAAUGUUAAGUGUAGGUCUUGUAACCACUUCGGUCAUGUUGAAAAGGUUUGUAAAGCCAAGAAUGGUCACACAGAUGAAAAGGCAGCAGUUGCAGAUCAAGUAGAUGCGACAGAAGAACAACUCUUUAUGGCUCAGAUUGCUGAUGAUGAGGAAAGGAACACUUGGCUCAUAGAUAGUGGAUGUUCUAAUCACUUGACAGGGAAUGAUCAACUCUUUACCAAGCUUGACAGAAACUUCAGGGCAAGAGUAAGAAUUGGAAAUGGGAUUUAUUUGAAGAUUAUGGGAAUAGGAACAGUAGUUGUGGAAACAGUGAAUUGCACCAAAUACAUCUCAGAGGUCCAUUAUGUGCCUGAAGUGACACAAAAUCUUCCAAGUGUGGGUCAACUGGCUGAAAAUCACUAUACCCUUUUGUUUAAAGAACAAUUUUGCACAAUUUUUGAUCCAUCUGGUGAUGAGUCCAUUUUGACCACAAGCACAUGGGUUCAGGCAGAGACAACAGCUUUAUGCUGA
This is a messenger RNA of Theobroma umbraticum, 1272 nucleotides long. The record is from RefSeq and is a predicted model, not a curated record. Lineage: Eukaryota; Viridiplantae; Streptophyta; Magnoliopsida; Malvales; Malvaceae.